Parasteatoda tepidariorum (common house spider) is the source of this 2330-nucleotide messenger RNA. RefSeq names its product PRELI domain containing slowmo. The record is from RefSeq and is a predicted model, not a curated record. Gene Ontology annotation, cellular component: endoplasmic reticulum. Lineage: Eukaryota; Metazoa; Arthropoda; Arachnida; Araneae; Theridiidae. Gene Ontology annotation, biological process: intracellular calcium ion homeostasis.
AGAAUAUUUCCUUUCUAUCUUUUCCUUUAAAUGGCUGCGGUCAUAUUGGUCUUCUGCUCAGAAGGUCAAAUAAUAUUUACCAAUUUAACUAAGUAAAUAGGGUUAAAAUUUAACGAACUUUACCCCAUUUUAAUUAAUAUUUCAAAGUGUUUGGAUUUAACAUAAGUACUUAUGACCUAUAAUCAAGAUUUUUAUAAUGCUAAGUAAUGAUCUUUACCCUACGAGAAUUGGUAAGAUGGCUCGGUUUAACUAUGAUAGAAAUUCUUCUCAAUCUUGUUGCAGUGACUGUCUUCUCUGUGCUCGUAACAAUCAAGCUCGAAAAAAUAAUUGCAAUGUCAUGGUGGUCAACUUUUAUUCCUCUCUUUAUUUGUGACGGACUAAACGCCUACUUUUGCGUCAUCGUUUUUAUUCGUCAGUACCUAGAGGGAAUGUACAAGGUUGCUGCUCUAAGGUCAUCUUGGAGUUUUAUUCAAUUGCUACUUGUAUUUUUAUUCAAAUUGCUGCUUUGCCUAAAACUUGAAGGGCAAAAGAACUUAGUUUAUUCAGAAGUAUUGUCACCUCUAUUUAUUUUGUUGAUGCUUGUUAUGGUUCGAGCCUGUCAAUUGAACUAAAUUCACAUUUUCGAACAACUCUCUUUAUUUGUACGCAUAAUUUAUUGUUUCUUUUUCCAAAAUGAAAAUUUGGACUUCAGAACAUACUUUUCAACAUCGUUGGGAAACUGUUACCCAAGCAGCUUGGAGAAAAUACCCAAAUCCCAUGAACCCUGCUGUAGAAGCCAUAGAUAUAGUAGAUCGCCAAAUAUCAAAUGGAGUUCUUAAGACCCAUCGUCUUAUAAGUUCCAAAUGGGGUUUACCAUCCUGGGCCUCUAGACUCCUUGGUGCAGACAAAACGUGUUAUGCCAGUGAACAUUCUGAAGUUAAUCCCAAAGAAAAAGUUAUGACUUUAUUAACAAAGAACUUAACAUUUUGUAAUGAAGUAUCUGUUAUUGAGAAACUUACUUAUAGUCCACAUCCGUCUAAAGAAAAUUGUACACUUUUAAAGCAAGAAGCUGUGGUUACAAUUAAGAACAUUCCAUUGAGUAGUUAUAUUGAGGAGUACUUAGCAAAAACCAUAUCCUCUAAUGCCAAUAAAGGUCGCCAAGCAAUGGAAUGGGUAAUAGGUAAAAUAAAUAAUGAAGUUCAAGAAUUGACUCAUAAAACUGUAAAAGGAAUGGACGAGAUUACAGUAACUGCUAAGAAGGGAAUAUCUGUCGUAGAAGAUUUUACGUCUUCAGCAAAGAAAGGAAUGAACGAUUUUAAUCACUUUGCGGAAGAAACUUUGCCUAAUCUUCAUUUUGAAAAAUGAUACGAGUGUUUCUUAGGAUUAACAAAUUUUCCCCCAUCCUGCAUUCUAAUGUGAAAUAUUCACUAACAAGCUUGUUUAAUUUGCUAAAAGAAACAUUUAAAAAAUAUUUGGUGCUUUUAUAAUUAAGAAUUUUCUAUUGUCAUGAUUAUAAACUUAACAUUUCUGAAGUAGUUAAAUGUAAUAGUUGUCAUUUUUACAACCUUUUGUGUACUAAAGCAAGUAAAAUUUUAUUUUGAAAUUAUGAUUAAAAAUGUUUUAUGAGAAUGAAGAUAAGCAAUUUAUACUACCUCAAAUUGAUUCAUUUUGGUUAUUUUUUUCUUUUAGUGUUAUAAAGUUAAAUAACAAAAAUUUGAAUUAUUAAGACAUCUUUUGAAUUUGUUGGGAAUUGUUAAUUUGAAGUUAAAUGUUUAUUUGAUUUUUAAUGUUUUUAGACAUAUAAUUUAGAUUGGCACGUAAUCCUAGUUUAUUUAUUAACAUUAUUUAAUCUUAUCAAAAUUAUUAUAAUUGGGUCCAUGUGAUUCCUUUAUUUAUGUUAUAUGCGUCAUAUUUGAUUUUACUAAACAUAUAAGUAAAUUGAAGAUUGAUGCAAGAUUUUUGUUUGAAAUUAUUUAAGAGAAUAUUUUAUAGGUAUAGAAAAUAUUUAAAUGUUUCUGCAAGUCUUAUUUUUGCUAAUUUACUAUUUCUGUGAUAAAACAUAUCUUUCGUUUAUAAUUGGUGGUUUCAAUUAAUUUAUUAAUUACUUUUUCAAUUUGAGAAGAAAUUUUUUAAUGUUUUCUGAAUUAAUAUUUUGGUCUCAUAUUUCAUCAAUUGUAUAUGUGCUUUGUGUAUUUUGAUGAAUUUUAACUAAAAAACAAUUUUAAACUUAUGUGAAUGUUUCUUUUGGCUAGAAGUAUUUUCAUUAAAAUAGAAGAUUGCAAGUUGUUAGAAAGGUAUUUUAAAUGCUAUCUUAGGUGCACUUUGGAAAUAAAUACUGAUUAUUAAAUGCA